This is a messenger RNA of Cheilinus undulatus (humphead wrasse), 749 nucleotides long. It is a transcript of the gene eloca, whose product is annotated as elongin C paralog a. The record is from RefSeq and is a predicted model, not a curated record. The transcript is spliced from 4 exons. Gene Ontology annotation, biological process: ubiquitin-dependent protein catabolic process. The coding region runs from base 131 to 469 and encodes 112 amino acids. Gene Ontology annotation, cellular component: elongin complex. Gene Ontology annotation, molecular function: protein-macromolecule adaptor activity. NCBI's taxonomy places the organism in Eukaryota, Metazoa, Chordata, Actinopteri, Labriformes, Labridae.
GCCCACUUGUGUCGCUUCAAACAAGUUCCGGGUAAUAACAGGCUGGUGGCUAACGUUAACUGAUCCGCAGUCCCCACUCCUCAUUCUUCUUCAGAGUGGUAAGAAACGUUUAACAGACAUCAGGAACAGGAUGGACGGUGAAGAGAGAACCUACGGUGGCUGUGAAGGCCCAGAUGCCAUGUAUGUGAAGUUGAUCUCCUCAGAUGGCCACGAAUUCAUUGUGAAAAGAGAGCACGCCUUGACAUCUGGGACUAUCAAAGCCAUGCUAAGUGGACCAGGUCAGUUUGCUGAGAAUGAAACCAAUGAAGUGAACUUCAGAGAGAUCCCCUCUCACGUUCUGUCAAAGGUCUGCAUGUACUUCACCUACAAGGUCCGUUACACCAACAGCUCCACAGAAAUCCCUGAGUUCCCCAUCGCCCCGGAGAUCGCACUGGAACUGCUCAUGGCUGCCAACUUUCUGGAUUGCUAAAGUUACAGAAAUAAUGUAGCUGCUUCAAACAUUUUUAGAAUUUUCUUUUGAAUAUUUAAAUUGUUUUACAUAUACAUGAAAGAGUGUCACUUCGAGGAUUUUUUUUUUCUUUUUGCACUUGGCUAUUUGUCAUAGUUUUAGUAGUAUUAAAGGAUUUCAUUUUAAUGUAUUAAACGGAUAUGGCAAGCUGCAUCAGUUGUCCCAGAAUAUGAUAAACAUGCCCCCGCCCAUAAAUCUUUCCUCACCUCUCUAGCCUAAUAAAGAUGUGUUUGGUGAGUAA